Molecule: messenger RNA, 1512 nt
Organism: Vanrija pseudolonga
Lineage: Eukaryota; Fungi; Basidiomycota; Tremellomycetes; Trichosporonales; Trichosporonaceae
Exons: 1
Coding region: 1-1512 (503 amino acids)
Source: RefSeq, a predicted model, not a curated record
AUGGUGCGCUGGUCUGAGACGGCCCAGCCGGCGCCUACGAAGGCUCGCGGCGCGUACUCGACUCGCCCAGGCGCCCCCACUAUCUGCGGUCAACCUGCCAGCGUCCCCUUGCACGCCGCGUACAAGGCUACCGUCGCCCGUCGUCCUCUCCCGUGCAAGCCCUGCGCUGCCAACCCCUCUCACUGGCCGUGUGCGUUCAGCACCAAGGUCAAGAGCGUCGCCUUUGCGCGCCUUCUGCCCGUGCCGUAUGACGACACCGAGAGGGUGGCGUUGUUCAAGCGCCCUCCGCCCCCCGGCCUGGACACCUCGAAGGCCUUUAUCGACUCGGACCCGUUCUCGAACAUCGUAGACGACAUUCUGCAGUUCGCGGCCGCGUCGAUCCCCAACCACGCGACGUUGCGCCUCAUCGACAAGAGGUCCAACGAUGGUGUCCUCAAAGACGCCCUUCGCCAUAUCGACAUUCGCCUCAUCCUCCUCCCGGCUCUUGAGCUUCCUGAGCUUGAUUAUGAGCCGAUUCUUCCCUUUGCGCCACCCGCUGGGCCUCGCAAGAAGCUUGUCGCCGUGUACCAUGGCACGAACCGACUCAUUCCGUUCAUCGACGUCGACUCUGACGCUCCACCCGAGGUUCGCACCGCCAGUCUCGAAAGGAUCAAGAAGUACACCACGACCAUCGAUCUUGUCCCCUCUAUCCUCCGCGAGGACAUGGCGCCGGAUUACAUCUCCCUCGGCGAAGAGCUCCAGCACAGUGUACCAAAUCUCCGCCUCAGUGGACAGAGCCCUGUCUUCCCAAUUGCACCCCAAACCUACAUUGAAUUCGCCGGCGAGAAGCAACCAUUCCGGACUGAGCUUUUCCGACAAUUCAAUGAUAUCAUUCUCAACAUUGUCCACGACCCUACAAGGCCGAGCUCUUCCGCCCCCCCUUCCACCGACGGGUCGAAUGAUCCGGUCAUUCUUGGCUGGAACGGUACCUGGCACAGUCUUGUCUCAGCCCUCCGCAGUCAAUACGGCCACGUCUUCCAGCAUGGCAAUUCCGACCAAGACGAUAGCCAUCGUGUCACGAGCCCCCUUUGCAACGGAUCCAACGUCACGAUCAUCCUCUCCAAGCACAACAUCGAGCUUUGCACCCCGCUUCCUGGCCCAAUCAUGCCACAGUACUCUUCCGAGAUGUAUUCGGCCGAAGCUGUGGUGAGCCGCUGCAUCGAGGGCUUCCAAGGCACACACACGAUCGUGGGGCUCGAGCUUAUCGACCCGACAUGGUUCUCGACCGACCCAGUCGAGGGAGCGGCGUACAAGAAGUGGGGAGCUGAGCGCUGGUUCCUUGACCGCGUGAAAGAGCAGCUCGCCAAGUGUAUCCUUGAAGGGUUCCGUGAGGACACCAAGGUUCUGAACACGUGGUGGGAGGUCAUUCGCGGCCGCAUUCACUUCCGCACGGUUGACGAGUGGCGCGCAGAAGUUGGAGAGGAGACGUUCGCGCUCGCCACAAACGUGAACUACGCGCUUGUCCCGCGUUAG